CUGGUUUUCCUGGUAUUUGCGUUUUCCAAGAAUGGGUUUAAAAGUCUUGUAAAUAACUCGACAUACAAUGUCCUUAACAACGAUCACUGUACUCUUUACUGCAAUUGUUACAGAUAGCAUCUUUACGGUAUCAGGAAACAAACAGUUUCUCUCCUAUCCCAGCGAUAACAUUUCAAUACAAAAAGGCAGAAACUUAGAUCUUAUUUGGAAAUAUAAAUUGCCACCGAACCAAGAUCCUGAAGAGAUGUCGUUUGGUAUAUGCACUCGCCGAGGAGGAAUAAUAAACAAGAGACUAGUGAAUAUAAAGGCGACAGAUGAGGUGAGGGUUUCUUCUCAAGGCCGUUUUACAUACAAAGGACGCUUAUCGAACUCUGGAUACGUACAAAUCACUCUACACAAAGUGACUCUUGAUGACGCGAGAUUGUAUGGCAUUCAAAUAUUCAUCAAAAUGUCACGUGUUGACUACUUUGUUCCAUUGACUGACUACUUCAGACUAUCAGUUUACGAAUUACCACGAAUUACACACAUAACCAAGAACAUAACAGUAAACGAGGGAACACUCGUAAAGUUAACAUGUCGAUCCCUUGGACACCCCAAACCAACUAUCACGUGGUACCGUCACAGUCACUCUAUGAAAGAGUCAGAAAACCUUUCACUAAAUGUUGGAUUGGAUAGCCAGGGAAUGUAUGUUUGUAAAGCCGUGAAUCGCUAUGGAUCCGACCAACGAGAAGUUAUCAUAGCGGUUAAAACUGAUGUUGAAGAAAACACUACAAAACCCACAACAAUUACAACACCUUCGAAAAAAGUUUCCACUGGAUCAGACUUUUUUAACGACACAACGUCAAAAAGUGUAACUCGUACAACGUUGAAAAGCGUAACUCGUCCAGUUUCAAAGAAUGUAACUCACGGGACGUCAAAGAGUUUGACUCGUGUAUUGUCAAAGAGUGUAACUCGUGCGGCGUCAAAGAGUUCAACUCAUUUAGUGUCAAAGAAUGUCACUCUUGCAGUGUCAAAGAAUAUAACAGCAAAGAGUCCUCAGCUAUUGAUAUACAUUAUCAUCUUGGGUGUGGUGACUGCUGUAGCAGCUUUUGUGAUUGCUAUGGUUACCGUCAAACUUUGCACAAGAAAAAAACGAAAAAGAAAAGUCAAGAGCAAGAGAAUCAGCUCAAUACAGAAAUCUAUGAAAGACGAAGAUGAGUCCACGGAGCAAAACGACACGGAUGAGUGUGAUCCUACGUCAUUCCCUGUAAGUCUAGAUGUCAUCGAGGGAGUUAGUCACUUUAGACAGUUUGAGCUUCCUUGUAUUAUUCAUCAUUCAUUAACACCUGGCAUGAUAUCAUUUGGACACACUACUGAAAGACAGCCAUCUCUACCACAUGUGGGAAUGUCACGUGAUAUGACAUCUUCUGCUGACGAUGGGGAAAAUAAAAUUCAUUUAUACGAAGAUAUAGAAUCCAUGGGAUCCCGUGUUACACACCAGGCCGCCGUAGGGGAGAACGUUCAGAAAAAAACGAGGAGACUGAAACCAAGUGAUGAACCUUCUAAAGAUGCUUCUGAUAUUAUGGCAACAUGUAGCGGUAUGGCUAAGGGAAUCUCUAAUUCCCAUUCCUUCUCGGCAAAAGAUAUCUCAGACAAUUCUGGGUACUGGGACAAAGCAAAACUGUCCAGGAAACGUUUACCACAGCCAACACCAAGUGAGGACGAGUCUAGGCUAUAUUCCAAACUAUGGGGAAGACAAACUGUUACUGAGUGUGAAAAGAUAUCAAAAGAUAUCUCAGGCAAUUCUGGGUACUGGGACAAAGCAAAAAUGGCCAGAAUGUGUUCACCACAGGCAACACCAAGUGAGGACGAGUCUAGGAUAUAUUCCAAACUAUACAGAAAACAAAUUGUCACUGAGUGUGAAAUUCCUCCUGCUAAUGUGAAGCUACUGAUGAGGAUUGGAUCGGGUUCGUUUGGUCAAGUAUGGAAAGGAUCGAUAUGCGGGAAGGCUGUUGCUGUCAAAAUGCUGAAUGCGGACGCGUCGCCAUUAGAUAAAAAAGACUUGCUUUCUGAACUUGAAGUGAUGAAGUCAUUAAAAACUCACCCGAAUGUUGUCAAACUCAAGGGAUGCAUCACUACUUCAGCUGUAAAGUGUAAUGGAGCGACAUUCUACCCUCCGAUGGUGUUCUUAGAGCUUGUCCCAUACGGUGAUCUACUUGGUUACCUCAGAAAAGGGCGAGGUGAAGACGACACGUACUACAACAGUAGAGAAAUCAAAAGCCCUAAAGUCAUCGAUGCAAAGCAGCUGUUCAGCUUCUCUCUUGAUGUGGCAAGAGGAAUGGACUUCCUCUCUGAGAACAAGAUUGUCCAUCGAGACCUUGCUGCAAGGAACGUUCUUGUWGGUGAUAAACUUCGCUGUAAAAUCACCGAUUUUGGAAUGGCAAGAGUACUGAAUAACCAAGACAUUUACACUAAAAGAACAAAUGGCCUGUUGCCUGUGAAAUGGAUGUCACUAGAAUCUCUUCUCUAUCAGAAAUACACAACGAAGAGUGACGUCUGGAGUUUUGGAGUUGUUCUCUAUGAAAUAUUCACAUUAGGUGGUCGACCAUAUGCUGAUAUGAGAGGAAUUGAAGUCCUUGAGAUGAUCAAAAGUGGUAAACGGCUUUCAAAACCACCGCAUAUUUGUGACAAACUGUUGUCGUCAACACUUUUGUUUGUGCUUCACUUGGUUUCCAGCUGGAGUUUUGGAGUUGUUCUCUAUGAAAUAUUCACAUUAGGUGGUCGACCAUAUGCUGAUAUGAGAGGAAUUGAAGUCCUUGAGAUGAUCAAAAGUGGUAAACGGCUUUCAAAACCACCGCAUAUUUGUGACAAACUGUACACUCUAAUGCUUCAAUGUUGGUCUGCUAAUCCUUCCCGUCGUCCUUCGUUUUCGUCACUGUCCAACAAUAUGGCGCACUUAGCCAAGGACACUCAGAAACUCGUUAAUCUAAAGGAGUACAAUCAACAUUUGUAUGCCAAUAUUAGCACACUUGAACGACCGACCGUGGACGAUUUAUAGAAAGCUUCGAUACGACCGACCGUGGACGAUCUAUAGAUUUAUACGACCGAAGGGCUCAUUUAGUCUUUGUACCAGUAUAAGUUAGUCUUAUAUCCAAGAUGAAAAAAUCGUACUUUAUGUUUCAUCCAAGCAGCUUUGUUUGAACAUAGCAAGGCUCCUUCCUAAUCAGCGGGAUGCAGCUCCACGUACGAAGGGAUCUCGAAAAACGAAGGCUCACACCCAACAUGAAUUUAAUUACGAAAAACCAAUAAUCAAACAAAAGACUACAAUAUCACAAUUUUUUCAGCUACCUCAUGAUCUCAAAAUUGUAACAAAAUUGGGUCCUCAUCCGCUGGCAUUAAGUUAAAAAGCCGCUAGCUGGCCUGGUCAACCUUUGAUGUGGGCUGUCGAUAACAGGAUGGAAGGUUAUGCUUAUUGAAACACAUCAGAACUAGCAAAAUCAGAUCCUCUACAUAUUUAUAUCAAUGAUGAAUUAAUCGAACAGUCCGUGUGUGAAAAAUUAUUACUGGGUAUUUACAUCGAUUCUUCUUUACGUGGAACGAGCACUGCACGGAUCAGAAAACUUGUUAAGAAAUUUAACACUAAAUUGGAGCUCAUCAGACAGGCAAGACCAUAUAGAGUCUAGGAAUAUUGUUGUUCUGUUUGUGGAAACUGCACAAAGACUUUUGUUAGCCCAGAAACGAGGUGCAAGGCUUCUGCUGAAUGUUGACGUAAUAGACCUUUUCUGAAAUGCAAAUUCAUGGUGCAUUGUGGUCUAGCUUCAGUUCAAACAACACCAUAUUUGGCAGAGCGAACAAAAGAUGUUUGUACUGAGUCUAGACCACAAUGAAAUUCAAACUGCUAUCUCAGAAAAGGCCCAUGUCGCCCUCCUUACCGUUUUUCCAACUCCCAAUUUCUGAUGUUAUCAUAUUACGUAUGCUGAUACUGAUGCAUCAAUGCUUAAUUGGAAAAGGGUUCAAUUAUAGCUCAAAUCUGGGAACUAGCAAAACCAAACUCUUUGCUACCAAGGAACUUGAGAUUCAAAGACUAACUUUAAUCUCUAAUUGGACUUUUGUGCUUCCCGUAUGGGCCAGAUUGGAAAAAAGAUUUCCUUUAUUACCCAAUAACGAUUUCACAUCAAAUUUACAUCAUUUUAGACAUUUACAUUGUAAUAUGUGCCAGUUUGUCACGUGACUUCUACGUUAUUUCAUCUCUUAGAAUCAGUUGUAGCUUGACAUAGCAGGAAUAACAAGACUCAGCGCUUAGAUUUAACCAAUUAUUACGUACAUAAUAUUUUCAUCAAAUUUACAACCUUUUAAAGUGCGCGAUUUUUUCGAUUGUCAAGUUUUAUUAUUGUUAUUUUUUUAUCAUCAUUAUCACCAUAAAAUAACACAAGAGCGGUCUGG
This is a messenger RNA of Exaiptasia diaphana, 4422 nucleotides long. RefSeq lists its product as uncharacterized. Gene Ontology annotation, cellular component: signaling receptor complex. Gene Ontology annotation, biological process: protein phosphorylation; multicellular organism development; positive regulation of kinase activity. Gene Ontology annotation, molecular function: transmembrane receptor protein tyrosine kinase activity; ATP binding. The coding region runs from base 68 to 3037 and encodes 989 amino acids. The record is from RefSeq and is a predicted model, not a curated record. The transcript is spliced from 20 exons. NCBI's taxonomy places the organism in Eukaryota, Metazoa, Cnidaria, Anthozoa, Actiniaria, Aiptasiidae.